AUUUGUAAUGAUGGAUCGGUCGUUUGGAGUAAGGAAAGGAGCUUGGAGUGAAGAAGAAGAUAUUCUUCUACGACGAUGCAUUGAAAAGUAUGGCGAAGGAAACUGGCGCCAAGUUCCUCUUAGAGCAGGGCUGAGAAGAUGCCGAAAAAGCUGCAGGUUGAGAUGGUUAAACUAUCUCCGCCCCAAUCUCAAAAGAGGAGAGUUCACCCAGGAUGAAGUUGACCUCCUUCUCCGGCUUCACAAGCUCUUAGGCAACAGAUGGGCAUUAAUUGCUGGUAGGCUUCCGGGAAGAACUGCCAACGAUAUCAAGAAUUACUGGAACACUCGCUUCAACAGAAAGACAGCUGGUAUUACUGCUUCGGAAAGGGAAGAGAUGGAAGUCAAAAGUGCUAUAAGCAAGAAAAACGAAAUCAUAAAGCCUCGGCCAUGGACCUUCCCCAAGAGUUCCCGCUGGCUAUUGGGAAGCUUAUCUUCUUCUUCUUCUUCUACCUCUCUUGACUCAUCUGCUACUAAUGCUGGUACCACAAGUGAUUCAAGAGAAAUUAUGGAUAUGACAUUUCCUAUUCUCCCUAGUGCUCAAGGGUCUACUAGGGUAGAACAGGAAAGAGACUCUUUAGAUAAAGAAGUGGAGAAAGGCGAGUCAGGCUAUAAUAUUAGUGGAUUUGCAGAAGAUAUAAUUAGAAGUCUAUGGGUUGAAGAUGAUCUGCAGCAAAUGAUAGAGGUUGGGAUCGACACUUCUUUGGAAGAAGGCAUCAUUGGUUGGGAUGACGACUUCUGUUUGGAUUUCAACUUUUGGGAUACGCUGGUAGUUGAAGGGGAACAACUUGUUUCAUGAUGCAAAUUGUGUCUCUAUGCA
This is a messenger RNA of Telopea speciosissima, 856 nucleotides long. RefSeq names its product transcription factor MYB1-like. The record is from RefSeq and is a predicted model, not a curated record. NCBI's taxonomy places the organism in Eukaryota, Viridiplantae, Streptophyta, Magnoliopsida, Proteales, Proteaceae. The transcript has 3 exons. Bases 8 to 835 code for a protein of 275 amino acids.